UCUAUCUAUUCAUUCUCUCUCACUCUCUCUUUCAUAGACACUAAACGAACAGAGAAAAAACAAAAAGAAAGUGCAAGAUGCAAGAACUUCCGAAUUGCUUGUACGAGGGAGAGCAACCAUCCUUGAUCACUCCUUCAUCUCCCACACCAAAUCAGACUCUCUACCUUUCCAACCUCGACGACCAUCAUUUUCUCAGAUUCUCCAUCAAGUACCUUUACCUUUUCCAAAAAUCUAUCCCUUCUUUAACCUUAAAAGAGUCUCUCUCUAGGGUUCUAGUCGAUUACUACCCUCUCGCGGGUCGGAUAAGAGUCUCCAAUGAGGGGAACAAGCUCGAGGUUGAUUGCAAUGGGGAAGGCGCGGUUUUCGCAGAAGCGUUCAUGGAUAUAACUUGUCAAGAGUUUCUUGAUCAGCAUUCUCCCAAACCAAACAAGUCUUGGAGGAAGCUCUUGUUCAGGGUUCAAGCUCAGAGUUUCUUGGAUAUUCCUCCUCUUGUUAUACAGGUGACGUAUCUCCGUUGCGGGGGUAUGAUCCUCUGCACUGCGAUCAAUCAUUGCCUCUGUGACGGCAUCGGCACAUCGCAGUUCCUACAUGCAUGGGCCCAUGCCACCACUAGUAAAGUUCAUCUGCCGACCAAACCAUUUCACUCUCGUCACGUGUUAGAUCCACGAAACCCUCCACGUAUCACACACUCACAUCCUGGUUUCACCGGAACCACCACCGUAGACAAGAACUCCACCUUCGACAUAUGCAAGUCUUUGCAGUCCCAACCACUGUCUCCCGCCACCUUAACCUUCACGACAUCUCAUCUCCUACGCUUAAAGAAAACCUGCUCUCCCUCGCUAAAAUGCACUGCGUUUGAGGUACUAGCGGCUCACACGUGGCGAUCGUGGGCUCGAUCUCUUGAGUUACCAAUGACCAUGUUGCUCAAGCUUUUAUUCUCCGUCAAUAUGAGGAAAAAGCUGAAUCCAGAACUUCCUCAAGGAUAUUAUGGUAACGGAUUUGUACUAGCAUGCGCCGAGAGCAAGGUACAAGACCUAGUCGAUGGUAAUAUUUACCAAGCGGUGAAAUUGAUACAAGAGGCAAAAGCGAGAAUCACCGACGAAUAUGUUAAAUCAACGAUAGAUUUACUGGAGGAUAAAACAGUGAAAACAAACGUCUCAUGCAGUUUGGUCAUUUCACAAUGGGCAAAAUUGGGACUAGAGGAGCUGGACUUGGGAGGAGGAAAGCCAAUGUAUAUGGGUCCUUUGACGAGUGAUAUUUAUUGUUUGCUUUUACCGGUCGCCGGAAACAAUGAUGCCAUUAGGGUUCAGAUGUCCCUACCGGAGGAUGCUGUGAAGAGACUAGAGUAUUACAUGGUUAAGUUUUUAGACGGUCAAGAUAACAAAGAUGAGAAUUCUUAUGCAUGAUAAAGUUUUAUUUUUAUGGAUUCCAUCAAUGGUCUAUAAUAAAAGAGUAGCUCAC
Molecule: messenger RNA, 1461 nt
Organism: Capsella rubella
Lineage: Eukaryota; Viridiplantae; Streptophyta; Magnoliopsida; Brassicales; Brassicaceae
Product: omega-hydroxypalmitate O-feruloyl transferase
Exons: 2
Coding region: 78-1406 (442 amino acids)
Molecular function (GO): acyltransferase activity, transferring groups other than amino-acyl groups
Source: RefSeq, a predicted model, not a curated record